Messenger RNA from Malassezia globosa CBS 7966, 1146 nucleotides. RefSeq lists its product as uncharacterized. The coding region runs from base 1 to 1146 and encodes 381 amino acids. Gene Ontology annotation, molecular function: oxidoreductase activity. The record is from RefSeq and is a predicted model, not a curated record. Lineage: Eukaryota; Fungi; Basidiomycota; Malasseziomycetes; Malasseziales; Malasseziaceae. The transcript has a single exon.
AUGCGUGCGGUACAGCUUGAAAUUCCUCCUCACGGCGCGAAAAAAGGCGAGCGUCAUGUCAUCGCUGUUCGUCAUGUAAGUCUUCCGUCGAUAUUCAGAGACAAUAUGGUCCUCCUAAAGAUCCUUGCUGCAGGAAUGAACAGACGCGAUCAUUGGUCUGCCCUCGGCCUUUACCCAGGACUUGUAUUCGAGAACUCUACAUUGGGUUGUGAUGGGUGUGGCAUCAUCGUCGAUCCAAGCACACUCCAGCCACUGUCUGAAGACCUGUACUUACUCGUUCCGUCCCGCGGCUGGCUUCGCGACGAAGCAGGACCAGAAGCUGCUUUGCCGAAUGCGCCAGCUGACAUUGCAACGAACGAGUUCGGCGGGCACGGUUUCGGUAUCCUGGGCGCGACACGACAAGUAUGCGGCACGGGCACAUUCUGUGAGUACAUCGCGGUUGAUAGGACACAACUGGUUCGCGCUCCCUCUCAUCUCACAGCCGUGCAAAGUGCAUCGCUUCCGUGUGCCGCAGUGACGGCCUACCGAGCUCUAUUCACCAAAGGACACGUCCAAGCAGGCCAUAAUGUGUUGAUUACCGGCAUUGGCGGGGGCGUUGCCAUGCUUGCGUUGCAAAUGGCCGUCGCAGCCGGCGCAAAUGUAUUUGUGACGGGAGGAUCAGACGCCAAACUUCGGAAUGCAAAAACAUUGCAUGCGUGCAAAGGCCUGCUAUACAAAGACGAGGCUUGGCCCGAUAAACUCCGUAAAAGCCUUCCAACAACGCGGCCAUAUCUCGAUGCUGUGAUCGAUUCAGCGGGCGGCGAUAUCGCCGGUCAGGCUAUCCGCGCCGGACUACGCGACGGCGGCCGCGUCGUGGUAUUUGGAAUGACCGCUGUACCGAAAGUUGCAUUUACCAUGCGCGAGGUGCUUAAGAAUGUCGACCUACAAGGAACGACUCUUGGGUCCGCGUAUGAGUUUGCACAAAGCAUCCGUUUUCUCGAGCACCACAAGAUUGUGCCGGUCAUUGAUACUGUUCUUAAUGGACUAGAAGAGACAGAAAAAGGCCUCACACUUCUUGCAGAUGCUGAGAAACGCUCCGGAGGCAAAGUCGUAAUUCGUGUAUGUGACGAUGCACCGUCGCCAGUUUCGAUACUAGCGCGCAAUUAA